Oryctolagus cuniculus (rabbit) is the source of this 2755-nucleotide messenger RNA. RefSeq names its product zinc finger and BTB domain containing 47 (gene ZBTB47). The record is from RefSeq and is a predicted model, not a curated record. Gene Ontology annotation, cellular component: nucleus. Gene Ontology annotation, molecular function: DNA-binding transcription factor activity, RNA polymerase II-specific; protein binding. Gene Ontology annotation, biological process: regulation of transcription by RNA polymerase II. NCBI's taxonomy places the organism in Eukaryota, Metazoa, Chordata, Mammalia, Lagomorpha, Leporidae.
CCGCGCCCCCCGCCCGCCGCGCCCGAGGCUCUGGGGCCGCAGCUGCUCGGCGCUGGACUCGCCGCGGCCCUGCGCCUCCGCCCGCCCGGCCGCGCCCCCGGGGGCCAUGGUCGCGGGGCCCUGCGCGGGGGCGGCCCCCAGCGCGGCGCUUCAUGGAGCGGCCCGGGCCUGGCCGCCGGGGGCAGCGCGAUCCCGCGGGGCCCUGUGAGCCCCCAGCGCCACGGCACCAUGUUGCUGGUUGAGAAGACGACCGACUCACCAGCGGCGGAGUUCUCGCUGGUGGAGGACGUGGCCCUGCACUUCGCCUGCUUGAUGGGCCGCCUGAACGAGCAGCGGCUCUUCCAGCCCGACCUCUGCGACGUGGACCUGGUGCUGGUGCCCCAGCGCAGCGUCUUCCCGGCGCACAAGGGCGUGCUGGCCGCCUACAGCCAGUUCUUCCACUCGCUCUUCACCCAGAACAAGCAGCUGCAGCGCGUGGAGCUGUCCCUGGAGGCGCUGGCGCCGGGAGGCCUGCAACAGAUCCUCAACUUUAUCUACACGUCCAAGCUGCUGGUCAACGCAGCCAACGUCCACGAGGUGCUCAGCGCUGCCUCCUUGCUGCAGAUGGCCGACAUCGCCGCGUCCUGCCAGGAACUGCUGGAUGCCCGCUCCCUAGGCCCGCCGGGCCCCGGCACCGUGGCCCUGGCCCAGCCAGCCGCCAGUUGCACCCCCGCUGCACCGUCCUACUACUGCGACAUCAAGCAGGAGGCCGACGCCCCCGGCCUGCCCAAGAUCUACGCCCGCGAGGGCCCCGACCCCUACUCGGUGCGCGUUGAGGACGGAGCGGGGACCACUGAGGGCACAGUGCCUGCUGCCCUCGGGUCGGCCCAGCCCUUCUUCAAGGAGGAGAAGGAAGGUGGCGGCGAGGAGGCUGGCGGGCCCCCUACUGGCUUGUGCAAGCUGGAGGGUGGGGAGGAGUUGGAAGAAGAGCUCGGGGGUCCUGGCGCCUACAGCCGCCAGGAGCAGUCCCAGAUCAUCGUGGAGGUGAACCUGAACAACCAGACACUGCACGUGUCCACGGGCCCCGAGGGGAAGCCGGGCACUGGGACCAGCCCAGCCGCCAUGGCUCUGGGCCGGGAGGACGGGCUGCAGAGACACUCAGAGGAGGAGGAGGAGGAGGACGAAGAGGAGGAGGAGGAGGAAGAAGAGGAGGAGGAGGGUGGUGGCAGUGGUGGGGGCGAGGAGGAGGAGGAGGAAGAGGAAGAGGAGGAGGAAGAGGGUGGUAGUCCUGGAGAGGAGGAAGAUGAGGAGGAAGGGCACAGUGAGCAGGAAGAGGAAGAGGAGGAGGAGGAAGGGCACAGCGAGCAGGAUCCAGAGAGCUCGGAGGAGGAGGAAGAGGAGGAGGAGGGGGAGGCUGGGGCCAGGCAGGGCCCUGCAGGCCCCGGGGGCCGUCGGAGCGGCCAAGCAGAGCCCCCUUCCCACAGCCGCAUGGCCACGAGGUCCCGGGAGAGUGCUCGGCGCAGGGGCAGCCCUGAGCCCGGGGAGUCCGGGCGGCGGGGUGGGAAGCGGCCCAAGCCGCCCCCGGGGGUCGUGUCCGCGGCAGCCCCCGACGGGCUGGGGGCCAAGGUGAAGCUGGAGGAGAAGCAGCACCACCCCUGCCAGAAGUGCCCACGGGUUUUCAACAACCGCUGGUACCUGGAGAAGCACAUGAACGUGACCCACAGCCGCAUGCAGAUCUGCGACCAGUGCGGCAAGCGCUUCCUGCUGGAGAGUGAGCUGCUGCUGCACCGGCAGACCGACUGCGAGCGCAACAUCCAGUGUGUGACAUGUGGCAAAGCUUUCAAGAAGCUCUGGUCCCUCCAUGAGCACAACAAGAUCGUGCACGGCUACGCGGAGAAGAAGUUCUCGUGCGAGAUCUGCGAGAAGAAGUUCUACACCAUGGCCCACGUGCGCAAGCACAUGGUCGCCCACACCAAGGACAUGCCCUUCACGUGCGAGACCUGCGGGAAGUCAUUCAAGCGCAGCAUGUCGCUUAAGGUGCACUCGCUCCAGCACUCUGGGGAGAAGCCCUUCCGAUGUGAGAACUGCAACGAGCGCUUCCAGUACAAGUACCAGCUGCGCUCACACAUGAGCAUCCACAUCGGCCACAAGCAGUUCAUGUGCCAGUGGUGCGGCAAGGACUUCAACAUGAAGCAGUACUUUGAUGAGCACAUGAAGACCCACACAGGGGAGAAGCCCUACAUCUGCGAGAUCUGCGGCAAGAGCUUCACCAGCCGGCCCAACAUGAAGCGCCACCGGCGCACGCACACCGGCGAGAAGCCGUACCCCUGCGAUGUCUGCGGCCAGCGCUUCCGCUUCUCCAACAUGCUCAAGGCGCACAAGGAGAAGUGCUUCCGCGUCAGCCACCCGCUGGCCAGCGACACGCCGCCUGCCGGCCCCGGCCUGCCGCCUGCCCAGGCCCAGGCCCCGGCCCACGCCCUGCCCUUGCUCUCGGGCCUGCCCCAGACCCUGCCGCCCCCACCUCACCUGCCGCCCCCGCCGCCACUCUUCCCCAACACGGCCAACGCUGGCGGCAGGCUGAACGCCAGCAACUAACAGCUGGACUGCACCUGCUGCGCCCGGGAGCCCAGGGGGUCCGCUCCAGGAGGGACUCACCGCCCUCCCCUCUUUCUUGGGGAGGGCCGCAGCAUAGGCCAGGGCUGCUGCCCCAGCCCUGGAAGCGGCUGGACAGGCUCUGGCUCUGGAGGACACCUGCAAAGUGUCCUCUGUUCUGCCA